Messenger RNA from Paracoccidioides lutzii Pb01, 372 nucleotides. RefSeq lists its product as hypothetical. The coding region runs from base 1 to 372 and encodes 123 amino acids. The record is from RefSeq and is a predicted model, not a curated record. The transcript has 2 exons.
AUGCAAGGAAACCGGGCCAGUCUUCGGGAAACAUUCAAGGUUGAACUCAGUGCAUCGUUUGGCGGUGCGUAUUUCUCGAGAUACCAGUUCACCCGUGCGGGGCAGAUAAAUUUUGACUUUUGUGUCGGCUGCGAAGUGGUUGUGCCGGGUCAGCCGAAGGACCGACCUGUCGAAGCGGACUUGUCAAUGCACUCAUCCCCACUUCCUACAUACGAUCUGUUUUCCAAUCCAUUCUCUUUUAUCCUGUGCCAGGAAAUACUAUCCUCUUCCUUUGAGGGACUGUCAACGACACAGAACCUGAGUUGCUUGCUUUCUGAUUGUCACUCCACUGAAGCGAUUUUCGAGUGGCUCGGUAUGGCAAAAGCCGCCUGA